UAUGGAUGGGAUGGAAGAUGACUCAGACUUAUCCUAUUGUAUGGUGUGAUGAACAACAACAAGAAGAAGAAGAAGUGGAAUUAGAUAUAUUUACAAGUGGUAUUAUUAUGGUAGCACAUACCUAUGCAGCAUACUAUCAAUUACGACAUCAGUUCAAGAAAAGGGCUAUACUUAAAAAAUACAUAUGUUUGGUACAUGGUCAUAUGGAUGAGGAUAGUGGUAUCAUUGAUACUAAUAUUCAGACUUAUUCUUCUAGUAGUAAUAGUAGAAGUAAACAUAUUCCAAUAUCAUCAUCAUCAUCAUCCUACUCUACUAUUAUUAAUAAUAAUAAAAAGGUAUCUUUACUUGAAGUAGAGAUACCUACUGGUAGAACACAUCAAAUAAGAUUACAUAUGUAUCAUAUUGGUCAUCCUAUUGUAUCUGAUUAUAG
Perkinsus marinus ATCC 50983 is the source of this 430-nucleotide messenger RNA. Its product is annotated as Ribosomal large subunit pseudouridine synthase A, putative. Gene Ontology annotation, molecular function: RNA binding; pseudouridine synthase activity. NCBI's taxonomy places the organism in Eukaryota, Perkinsozoa, Perkinsida, Perkinsidae. The record is from RefSeq and is a predicted model, not a curated record. The annotation marks the transcript as partial. The transcript has 4 exons. Gene Ontology annotation, biological process: pseudouridine synthesis.